Molecule: messenger RNA, 1708 nt
Organism: Solanum lycopersicum (tomato)
Lineage: Eukaryota; Viridiplantae; Streptophyta; Magnoliopsida; Solanales; Solanaceae
Product: probable protein phosphatase 2C 27
Biological process (GO): protein dephosphorylation
Molecular function (GO): cation binding; protein serine/threonine phosphatase activity
Source: RefSeq, a predicted model, not a curated record
AAUAAAAAAUGAUUGUCCAGGAAGUGCCGGUUACCAACCGCAAAUGUUGUGCCUUUAUUUUCUCAGUUGGAUUUAGGGUCUCCAUUUUUAGUAAUUUCCAUUCUUGGUUUCACCCCCUUUACUUCCCAAAAAAGGCUAAUCAUCUGUGACUUCCACCAAAAUUUCAUCUUUUGGUGUCCGCUUCAAAUCAUUCUGCUUUCCGUGGAUAAGAAUCUCUGAGGCUAUUGAAUUUAUGCUCUGGGAAUGCAUAUGGCUGCAUAUACAGAUUUUUCACCACCAUUUGCUAUAGUAGAAGGGAGUUACAGUAAGGAGAAUACAUCUGCUGUUAAAGAUGAAUUACUUGAGGAAUCAAAUGAAAUAAAGACAACAAGUGAUAAGCCACUACGAGAUCCUUCUGUUGUACAGUAUUCAGUGAACUCUACUGCACUUGUAGGAGACGCUGAUUUAGAUUUUGAAAUAACUGAGAAGGGUUUCCAACACCCUUCUGAGGGACAAUCAAACUUUGAACCAAUAUUUCGUUCUGGAAGUUGUGCUGAGAAAGGACCCAAACAGUACAUGGAGGAUGAACAUAUCUGUAUAGAUGAUCUAAUCAUACAUGUUAAUGAAAUUGCAGGUUCCACUUCCCCUGCAGCAUUUUAUGGGGUCUUUGAUGGCCAUGGGGGUACUGAUGCAGCAUUAUUUGUGAGGAAUAAUAUUCUCAAGUUCAUAAUGGAGGACCCCUGUUUUCCCAUGUGUUUAGAGAAGGCACUCAAGAAUGCUUUUCUGAAAGCUGACUAUGCUUUUGCCGACGAUAGUUCUAUUGACAUAUACUCUGGCACCACAGCAUUGACAGCUCUAAUGUUUGGAAGAAACAUGAUCGUUGCUAAUGCAGGAGAUUGUCGUGCUGUGCUAGGGAAACGAGGUAAAGCCAUUGAGUUGUCUAAGGACCACAAACCAAAUAGCGCAUCUGAAAGACAUCGAAUAGAAAAACUUGGAGGAGUCAUAUAUGACGGAUACUUAAACGGACAGUUAUCUAUAGCACGUGCCUUGGGGGAUUGGCACAUGAAAGGCCCAAAAGGUUCUGCCUACCCCUUGAGUGCAGAGCCGGAGUUGCAGGAAACAUUGUUGACCGAGGAUGAUGAGUUCCUAAUCAUGGGUUGCGAUGGUCUAUGGGAUGUUAUGAGCAGCCAAUGUGCUGUUACGAUGGCCCGGAAAGAACUCAUGCUACAUAAUGACCCAGAAAGAUGUUCAAGAGAACUGGUAAGGGAAGCCCUCAAGCGCAACACAUGUGAUAACUUAACAGUCAUUGUAAUUUGUUUUUCUCCUGAUCCUCCACCUAGGAUUGAAAUUCCUCCUACUCGAAUAUGUAGAAGCAUAUCAGUUGAAGGACUGAAUCUUCUAAAAAGUGUAUUGGAAAGCAACUCAUAACAAGAUUCUGGGAAAUGACAUAGCCUACCAGUAUAACUCCUCACUAUGGGGACUCACGUCGCUUCCUCAUUCCAACGUUUCACUCGCUUAGCUUAUCGUAGUUUUUGAAAGCCUGUAUAUUGGAAGUGUGUUGUAUCGAUAUAAGAUUAGUGUGCGCGCUCCAGCUGCAUUUCUUGUGAUGUACAGAUUCAAGAAAGCAACUCGUUUAUUGUCCUUGUACUGCUUGUAUGUUGGAUUAGUACUGCAUUUUGUAAAUUUGAAUUUGUUGGAUAUGUGAUUAGUUAAUGCUAAACUUAAACUA